AUGGUAAAUGACAAGAGCUGCACCAAUUAUGACAACAACUUUGAUUUACUAAUAAAACGAUUUUGUAGUGAGUUAAAAAAAAAAGAUAAAAAUAAAAAUGGUUUAAUUACACAUAAAACUUUUAUUGAAGUGUUGGAUACAUUCCAAAUUGAAUAUGAUACCCCAAUUAUAGAUUAUUUAAUGAAAUACUGUGUUGUAACUGAGGACGGUUUUAUAAAUUAUAAAAAUUUAUUGCUUAUUCAUGAUCCUUCAAAAUCACUUAGAAAUAUUUCCGAAUCUGUACAUGAAAAUUUUAAUCCCAAAUUUAUGUAUAUGCAAGAUAAAUAUGAAGAUAAUGAUAAAUAUGUACAAGAAAAAAAUGAAAUUAUAAGAAAAUUAUAUUCUCAAUGGGAUAAAUGCUUAUUAAAGGACGAUGAGUUCAAAGCCAAAUUAAUUAAUAACAAUGUUGACAUAACACCUGAAUUCGAAAGGUCUUUAUAUUUAUAUGGCCCAAGUAGGUCUUUAAGUUUUGUAAAUGUAAUGAAAACAUUGUAUAUUAACAAUAGUAAAAACAGAAAAAACCGAACCACAUUUUUAAACAAAAUGAAAGAUGAAAAACCGUCAAAAGUAAAUAUUGAUGAAAAUUUACAAGAAAGUUUUAAACAAACGGAUAGAAAUCCUAUAACAUGGGAACAAUCACGUAUUAAAGAUUCUGAUAAGGUAGUUGAAAAUGUUGAAAUUAUUUCAAAUCAUUUAACGAAUAGUAAUACUACAAAUGAAGAAAUGCUUCCAAAGGAUUUUAUUAAUAACACAAUUAAAAAUAUAAUAAAAAAUUAUAUAGCUAAUAAAAUUUCGGAUUGUGAAUUUUGUGAAUACUUAAGUAAAUUAAAUGUAUCAGUAACGCCUGAAUUAAACAAUUUAAUUAAACAUCAUGAAUUAGACAAUAAUGGAAAGUUUAAAGAUUUUGUUACAGCAAUAAAUAGAUGUAUGAAGAAAAAUGUUUCUCCCAGUUUAAAAACAAAUACAGCACUGAAUGCAAUUAAGCAUGACCGUGAAAAAGGUAACUUAAAUUAUACCUUUAAUAAAUUACACAAAAAUGAUUUAAUGUGUAGUGAUAUUAAUAAUAAUUAA
Plasmodium vinckei vinckei is the source of this 1110-nucleotide messenger RNA. Its product is annotated as conserved Plasmodium protein, unknown function. Bases 1 to 1110 code for a protein of 369 amino acids. The transcript has a single exon. Lineage: Eukaryota; Apicomplexa; Aconoidasida; Haemosporida; Plasmodiidae. The record is from RefSeq and is a predicted model, not a curated record.